Molecule: messenger RNA, 3311 nt
Organism: Maylandia zebra (zebra mbuna)
Lineage: Eukaryota; Metazoa; Chordata; Actinopteri; Cichliformes; Cichlidae
Gene: vtna
Product: vitronectin a
Biological process (GO): cell-matrix adhesion; cell adhesion mediated by integrin; immune response
Molecular function (GO): scavenger receptor activity; extracellular matrix binding; integrin binding
Source: RefSeq, a predicted model, not a curated record
UGGAAAAAAGUCAGAGAAGCUGCGCAUGGUGACGGUCUAGCCGUGUAAAAGUCAAGCUAAGAAAGAAGAAAUAAGCCCUAAGUUCCAGUUACACCGGUUUGUCUACUUGCAGGCCAAAGUGUUCUACGGUGUACCUGUACGUUAAGAGAAGCACAGUAAACAUCAGUAAAGAAGAACUCUCGUGUCUCUCGUGUAUGUGUACAAGCCGGCAUAAAUUGUCUUCUAACAUCCAGAAGUCUGUGACGUGUUUUAUAGUUUCUAACAAGCUUUUGACAAUUAAAGUGAGACGGAGAGGAGCGGAGGGAGAGGGAAAUCAGCUGGGACCGACAGCUGUCAGACUGUGUUCAUAUCAUAACCUGGGAAAACUAUAAAUAAAUGUGGAAGCUGGUGAUAAAGACCUGUGUGUGUGUGUACCUGUGUAUAGUGCAUUUCACAGUGUACAAUAGUUGCUUACAGUGAAAAUAUCUCUAAUUAAUAUAUUGCUGUUCAUAAUUUAAUGCCAAAAAUUCCUAUUUAGCAAGAGACCAGAUUAUUGAUACAUUUUUCAUUUUUUUAAAAAGUUACAAGGAAUCCCUGAAAGAUGCUUUUCACCAUUUUUUCAUCAGAAAAGGCCUUUAAAGUUAUUAUCAGCCAGAGUAGAAUAUCUGUCUUUAGAAUAUUUAGAGUCAAUGUUGAUUUCAAUAAUUGAAAUCUGUAAAAAUGACCACAAACUACUUAAAAUGUACAAACAUCUUUGGUCAGAGGUCAAACAGUAAUCCACACACCCACCCCAUUGAUCUCUUCCCCCUCUCAGUCUGUGUUUAUUUGUCCGAGUAGACAGAAGUCUGCAAAUAAGGUUCAAGUGAAUGAGGAGGUGGGGUGACUGGCACAUGCUUCCAAUGAUAGGGAGCACACAGGCCUUCAUUAUUUCCUCAGUCUGUCCUCGGACACAGAGGAGGCAACAUGGACCUGUGGGCUGUGCUGCUGCUCGCUCUGCUCGCCGACACUUUGGCUUCAGACGAGUCAUGUUUGGACCGCUGCGAAAAUGGCUUUGACGCCCGGAAGAAGUGCCAGUGUGACUCCAUGUGCAAGUACUACAAAAGCUGCUGCUCUGACUUUGAAUCCACCUGCAAUAUGAUGACUCGCGGAGACACAUUUCAGUUUGCUGAAGACGAUUAUUACGAUGGGCAAUCUGAGAGCACGCCUCAGCCCACACGUCGUUCAGCACGCAAUCAGCUGAGGCCUACACAACCGCCGGACUUCAAUCCCAGAGCGCAAGAACGCCCCGAGACCACGCUGGAAAUGACCAGACCGACCAGACUGAGAGUCUCUAACAUCCCGCCGACACGUGCGACACACCCAGACACCCACACAUUGGAGGACUCCAUCACGACCAGCGCAGCAACCGAGGUGACCACAGUUCCUGCCACAACAGCCACCACCGUGGCCCCUGACCCAGAUGCUGAGGUCUGCAGUGGCAGACCUUUUGACGCCUUCAUGCAGAUCAAAAAUGGCUCCAUCUAUGCUUUCAGAGGGGAGUACUUCUUUGAACUUGACCAGAAGGCAGUGCUCCCUGGUUAUCCAAAGCUCAUUAAGGAUGUGUGGGGCAUCAGCGGGUCCAUUGAUGCUGCGUUCACCCGCAUCAACUGUCAGGGGAAGACCUACAUCUUUAAGGGAAACAAGUACUGGAGGUUUGACAAUGGCGUGCUGGAUGAUGACUAUCCCCGAUACAUAAACGUUGGCUUUGACCGGAUUCCCGAUCAUGUGGACGCAGCGUUUGCCCUUCCUGCCCACAGCCACCACGGAAAAGAGAAGGUCUAUUUUUUCAAAGGUGACCAGUAUUAUGUGUAUGAGUUUUUGCACCAGCCGUCUCAUGAGGAGUGCAUCAAAAUGUCUGAGAGCUCUCCGUCCACUCCCUUCAGGCGCUACACUGAUGUGUACUACAACAACUAUGAGCGUUUCUUCGGCGAGCUCUUCUCUGACCUGCCUCAGCAUCAUAGUAAGCACCACUUUAUUAACAAGGACUGGAAGGGCCUCAGGUCUCCAGUGGAUGCUGCCAUGGCGGGCAGAAUCUACAUCAGUCCUUGGAGGUCGACGCGACGCCGCUACAACAGCCAGCAAGACCAGCAGUGGGACCAGCAGUGGAACCAGCAGUGGAACCAGCAGUGGGGUCGGCGGAGACAAAAUCGUUCACCCUCCUGGGGCUCCUUUGCUGAGCAGGGAAUGAACAUGGGGCGGGAAUUUGCUGAAAGAGGGAUGGAAAUGGGUAUGAGACUGGCAGAGAGGAGGAUGGAAAUGGCAGAGAGGCUGGGACAAGGCUGGGACAGACGGUGGGAUCAAGACUGGGACCAGGACAGACGGAGAGAUCGUUAUGGCCAGAACAACAGAGGCAACUAUGACUCCAGAGAUGACCGAUACGGCUACGACUUCCAAAGGGAGAUGCCCAUACAGACCGUCUACUUCUUCAAAGAAGAUAAAUACUACAGAGUGGAUAUCAGGACUAAGAGAGUUGAUCCUGCUGUUCCUCCGUACCCCAGAUCCAUCGCCAAGUACUGGCUCGGCUGUUCGGACACCCCUGGAGCAGAGAAGAAGUAGUUUCCAGAAUUUUAGUUUGUUAUUUUGAUCAGUGUAACCCAGUUAGCGUGUAAUAGAGCUGUUGUUUUUACUGCAGUAGGCAGUGGUAGGGGUUAAAAGUGUCGAACAUGCGCAGUGUAACACACAGCUAGCUGACUUCAGCAAAUAUUGGUGUAUCGGUGAGAGUCCACAUGCAGCUUAGGGCCAAAGUUCAGCUGGCUGACUUUCAGUCAGCUUUAUUAAACGCAGCUAAAGUGAAAAACACAUUUAACAGAGAGACCCAGAGACAGCAACGUUUAUCCGUCUGAAAGCUAAACUCUGUUAAUGAUAAUUAAUCUGCAAUUAUUACUGUAUUCAUUACUUAUCGUGUAUUUUGAAUAAUGUAUCUACAAAAGCCAAAGUGUUUAUUGUCUUUUUAUUAAUCACGGUCAUGUUUAUACAGUGAAAUAAUAAUACUAUAAAAUAUUAACACAGACUUCAGGGGAGGUUUAAUUCACCAGUGGUCACAAGCAGGGCAGCAAUGUGUUUCUAACCCCACAGCAGUGUUCGUGCGCUGUGGACUUAACAUCGGGUCACAGAAGUACAAACAUUUUUACAAUUCCAGUUCUCUGACUGAUUUAUACGAUAGAAUAAACAACCCUGCCGGGCUUUUCCCUCAUGUGUAAAGCAUGUACUGAUUCUGAGUGAAUCGCGACUACAAUCUGUUACAGCCUGUUCUUACCUGAGUUUCAUCCAAGACUAAUAAAAUAUCCACAGAG